Messenger RNA from Protopolystoma xenopodis, 261 nucleotides. The record is from the annotation of a GenBank genome assembly. Lineage: Eukaryota; Metazoa; Platyhelminthes; Monogenea; Polystomatidea; Polystomatidae.
AUGGGUCUGCAGAACGAGGCGCCGAGGAGUACAAGCAAGAAAAUGAUCAUUCCUUUUGGCGUAAUCAAAACAAGCCUAAAGCAAAAGUCGGGCAGAACUCCCGUAUGGGCAGCAUUCUUUAACAGCUGGACAAUGCUUUCGACGCCUUCCCUUAAGAAGACAUGUUAUUUUCAUCAAAUCCUCAACAAUCCACCCGAUUCUCAUCCCAAGCAUGAGAUUGAGGCUGACGACGAUGGGGACGGAGUCAUCAUGCCUGCCUGA